Molecule: messenger RNA, 957 nt
Organism: Rhagoletis zephyria (snowberry fruit fly)
Lineage: Eukaryota; Metazoa; Arthropoda; Insecta; Diptera; Tephritidae
Source: RefSeq, a predicted model, not a curated record
AUGUUCCAGUGCGUCCUUGGCGAUCUGAGCCGUCUGCUCGACGGGAACUCCCCUCUGCAGACCGACUUUACCAUCAUCACCACCAAGUCACUGGUCAAGUCGUCGGCCAGUGGUGGUCACUAUCAGCUGGAGCGCCGCAUUCAGCGUCAUCAGGCGCAUCGAUUUGUGCUUAGCUUUCGUUCGCGCUAUUUUGAGUCCUACUUUCGUUUUGAGGCAAACCAGGGCAAGGAUAAGGGGAAAGAGAAAGAUAAGGAUAAAGACCGGAAGGGCAAACAGGCUAGUGAUGAGCUAGUGUUGAAUGACAUCACCGGUGAGGUGAUGGCCGCUAUCCUUCACUACAUUUACCGCGGCACCUUUGCCUACGAACCGGUCCACCAGUUAAUGGAUCUGAUGGUCGCUGCCGACCACUUUCUUCUCGAUGAGCUUGUAAAAAGCUUGACAGACACCGUCAUUGCAGACUUGUCGCCCGACAAGGUGGUCUACGUUUUCAAGGUCGCUUCAGAGCACUACAAUUUUGACCGACUAAGCAAGGCGGCCACCGCGUACAUUCUCGAGCACGGCCAUCUGAUGCUGGAGGAGCCCUCUUUUCUGCAGAGCAUGACCCCCGACGAGUUGGUUACCUUCCUCUCUGACGAUUUUUUUGUUGUGAAGGAGGACAACCUGAUUCCCUUUCUCUUUCGGUACAUGAAGGAGCACGCCAUUGACCAGCAGGAGAACGGGCUGGAGGUGAUGAGCAAACUGCUCGAUGUAGUACGCUUUGUACUGCUCGCCGAUGGGCCAAAACUGCUGGCAACGCUUGAUGUCAACGAGGAACUGUUUUUCAACUUGGUCGUCACCAAGUACGAUCUAGCAGAGGAGAGGGCAGCAGAGAUUGAGCGCAGGAAACUGGAACGGAAGGAAACGGAAGAGAAAGAAGCGGAAAACAUAAGCCAAUCAAUCACCAAUUCUAGUCAAUGA